Molecule: messenger RNA, 1149 nt
Organism: Periconia digitata
Lineage: Eukaryota; Fungi; Ascomycota; Dothideomycetes; Pleosporales; Periconiaceae
Source: the annotation of a GenBank genome assembly
AGCUUCAACUUGAUCAACGUCUACAAAGACCAUCGUCGUCGCUUGUUUCCACCACCGUCAUCAUCAAUCACCAUAUCCAACAUGACUUACUCGCGCAACCUCGCCGUGGAAAACCAGGCUGCCCUGGACCACUUCAUUCAAUCUCCCGUCUCACCGGAUAUGAUUGCUUAUCUUGCUCAAAAAGCAUCGCAAGUCAUUCGCUGCGAAGCACCAUCAUCAGCACAUCUCAACAAGAACCUGCCCCCAACACCACCCGCUUCUCCAUCACAGCACUCCACCUCCCCCCGGGAACCUUCACUACCAUCCCUGGAGGAGUUCAUCACCUCACUAGUCGAGAGAUCACAUGUCCAAGUCCCUACUCUCAUGUCCUCGCUCGUCUACCUUAGCCGGUUAAGAGCUCGUCUUCCUCCUGUUGCCAAGGGCAUGCGCUGCACUGUCCACAGAAUCUUCCUGGCUUCCCUUAUCCUCGCCGCCAAGAACCUCAACGACUCGUCCCCCAAGAACAAGCACUGGGCUAGGUACAGUGCUGUUCGCGGCUACGACAACUUUGGCUUCUCCAUCACCGAGGUCAACCUCAUGGAGAAGCAGCUCCUGUUCCUGCUCGACUGGGAUCUGCGCAUCGAGAACGACGACCUCCACUACCACCUCGAGCCCUUCCUGGCUCCUAUCCGCAUCUGGCAGGCUCGUCAAGCCGAGAAGGCUAGGAUUGCUGAGCGCGAGCGAGAAAUUGCCCGCCAACAGUACAGCCUGACCUCGGAGAACCUUAGCAGGUCCCGCUUGGACUCUUACGACUCCUUUUCCAACUACGCCAUCGACCAGAGGCGGGGGUACCACACGCCAUCUCACUCUCGUGCACCAUCAAGAACGCCAUCGCUUUCCCCGCCCACCACGCGCAGCUCUUCGGUAUCAACGUCAUCUGACUCUCCUAGGAGUAUCAUCGAGGAGAGCAGGGGUGCUGUCGUACGCCGCUACGAUGCCGAGCGUGGCGCCAUGGUCGUGGAUAUUGAUGCAUCUCACUCGCACCACAAGCUCCAGCACUCUCUCCCGCUGUACGACGAAAAGCCAGCCAAGAAGGCCAAAACUACUACAGCAGGUGGCUUCUUCAACCGCAUGUUGGGCCAGUACGCCACCCGCCAGACUUCCUACUAA